Cuscuta epithymum is the source of this 560-nucleotide messenger RNA. Lineage: Eukaryota; Viridiplantae; Streptophyta; Magnoliopsida; Solanales; Convolvulaceae. The record is from the annotation of a GenBank genome assembly.
ACUAAAGUUAUGCGGACAAAAAGUCACUGAUGCUGAAAUGUUGGAGAAAACUUUGUCCACUAUGCAUGUUUCAAAUGUGCUUUUACAAGAGCAAUAUAGACAAAAGCAUUUUCAAAAGUAUUCUGAUUUGAUAUCAGUAUUACUAUUUGCUGAGACGAAUACCGACAUUUUGAUGAGAAACCACAAUAUGAGACCCACGGGUUGUAGCCCGCUUAGUUUUGGUCCACCAAAUCAUGGUUCAAAACAUGAAUCAAAUGCAACCCAUAGUGGUGCUCGUGGACAUUUCAAACGUGGUCGUGGUAUUGGUCGUUAUAAUGGACCUAGCCGGGGAAACAAACAGAGUAGUAGCUCAUUUUACAAAGGCAAGGGUAAGCAAAACCGCCAUCAAACAAAGAGCCCGACGAAAUCUUCAGAAAAGGCCAAAGUCACUUGCUUUAAGUGUGGCACGUCGGGACAUUGGGCAAAUAAGUGUCGUACACCUAGACACUUGAUUGAUUUAUAUAAAUCAUCUCUAAAAGGAAAGAAUGUGGAAACUAAUUACGUCAACGAAAAUGAUCCAC